Messenger RNA from Arabidopsis thaliana (thale cress), 1258 nucleotides. Its product is annotated as alpha/beta-Hydrolases superfamily protein. Lineage: Eukaryota; Viridiplantae; Streptophyta; Magnoliopsida; Brassicales; Brassicaceae. The transcript has 4 exons. Bases 166 to 1164 code for a protein of 332 amino acids. The record is from RefSeq and is marked reviewed.
UUGCCACGUUUGAACAAAACUCAAAUCAAUAACAUCGCUUAAACAAGAUUUAACCGGAAUUAACCGGACCGGUAGAAACUGUGUUUGAAAUUUAAAAGCACACUCUCUCUAUCGCCACACCCACACCUUCUCUGCAAAAACAAAAGAUUUCCACUUUUCUUAAAAAUGGCGUCCAUGAAACACGUUCAUCUUUUCCGUCGUUAUCUCUCAAUCGUUUUCACUCUCUUUCAACGCUUAAUUUCAUGUUUCUUCGAUUUUCCGAUACUGAUCAAAAUCGCAGAUUCGUUCUUAUCUCUGUAUUUCUUAGUUUUCUGCGAUCUCCGACCCGUAACCGUCGAUCUAGACGACGGAGAAACCACAGUCCAUUUCUGGAUCUCCGGCCACCGUAGAAUCUCUCGGCAGAAUCUCGUCAUGCUCCAUGGAUACGGAGGAAACUCCAAAUGGCAAUUCGUUCAUCAAGUCUCGGAUCUCUCGAAAUCGUUUAAUCUCUUCAUCCCCGAUUUGGUCUUCUUCGGAAAAUCGUAUUCGAAGAAUAGAGAUCGGAGCGUUGAGAUUCAGGCGAGGAGCGUCGUCGGAGGAUUGAAGAAACUGGGAUGCGUUGAAGGAGGAGGAGGAAUAUCGAUUUAUUCGAUUAGUUACGGUGGAUUUGUGGCGUAUAAAAUGGCGGAGAUUUGGCCGGCGAUGGUUGAGAAAUUGGUGAUUGUGAGUAGUGGAGUGGGAUUUACACAGCAGCAGAAGACGGCAGAAUUGAAAAAACACGGCGGAGAUUGUUCGAAGAUUUUAGUUCCGAAAACUCCGAUGGAUCUACGGUUGCUGAUUAAGAUAUCUAUGAAUACUGGUUUAACGUUCGUCGAUUGGGUUCCAGACUUUUUCCUUUCCCAAUUCAUCGCUGUAAUGUAUGAGAAAAAUCGGCAGGAGCUUCUUGAGCUAGCUAAGAAUUUGUUGGAACGAGAGGAGGAACCAGAAUUGCCUGUAAUAUCCCAGAAAACGUUAAUCGUUUGGGGAGACAAGGACAAGGUGUUUCCCUUGGAGCAUGCUUAUCGGCUGCAAAGGCAUUUACAGAGUUCAAGAUUAGAGAUAAUAAAGGAAACAGGACACGCUGUUAACAUUGAAGCACCAACUACUCUUAAUAAUUUUAUUACUUCGUUUGUCUUAAGUGCUUGAUUUCUAUUUUUGUAUAUACUUCUUCUUCAUAUAAAUAUCUAUAUGCAUUUGAUUUAAGUGUAUAUAUAGUUGACAUCAUUUAACAUAUCAUCAA